GGAGGUUGGUAGACUGGCGUUAGGCAAAUUAUAAUUUCCGUGUGCAUUUUAAGCGACAGUGAGUUUGAGAAUCAAAAACAUUGUACACGAGGAGAAUAGGUGACAUUUAACAUCAUCAAUUUUCACCCAAGUGUCAAAUUUAUACAAAAACUCCAACCAAAAGAAGAACCAUUUUUGUUUUCUUUUUUCUUUUUUGGUUUACUAAAAUUUCGCGUGUGCCACCAGUUGCAUGUUGCAUAACCUGAUAUUUAUCAUAGAAAUUUGUUAAUUUUGAUUUAGUUUUGAAGUCAAAGUGAAAAUUAAGAAGUAGAUUUUUUUUUUUAAUUGUGCACUCUUGGGUUCCUUGCUCGGCUGUCCUUCACCGAAGCAGGAAACUCCGCAAAGUCAAAUAAAUCCAAUCAACAAACAUUAUGGCGGCUGGAACAUGUGAUUCUUUUUGAAGAUUUUUGAAAGAACAACAUAAAAAUGGUUCUCGUGGUAAAUGGGGUUCUCCAAGAGGAACCCCCGGCGGACAGCAGGUCAUUAUAUGCAGCCCACCCAGUAUAUCGUGAGACCGCUGCUCAACUGCACUCGAUGCCGGCAAAAUUAGUGGGCCCCGUGGGCCUUCUUUACGUCCAGCAGAGAGAAAUGGCUGCAACCCUUCCCCACGACAAAAAUGUCAGCAUCUUAGGAUCUGAUGAUAUGACCACGUGCAUAAUCGUCGUCGUCAGGCAUUCUGGCUCUGGUGCUGCAGCCGUCGCCCAUUUAGAUGGAGCUGGAACGGAGGACGCUGCAGCGACAAUGAUUCAGAGGGUAACGGAAUUAGCACUUGGAUAUCCGGAGGGACGUCUGGAACUCCAACUCGUAGGUGGUUACUCCGACCCUAGGAAUUACUCGGAAGGACUUUUUUGUAAUAUUAUGUCUGCUUUUCAUAAGCAACCUGUUGAAAUUGACCUCACGCUCUGCUGCGUAGGCGAACUCAACACAACUGUCAGAGGUGGUAUACAUUGGCCGGUAAUUUACGGAAUUGGCUUAAAUGUAAAAACUGGAGAAAUAUUUCCAGCAACAUUUCCCGACAAAGGACCUGAUCAGGCUCUUCGAAGUGCUAGACAAUUAACUGGAGGACAACAGGUUCUAGAUGUCUAUGACUGUACCCUUGGUCUCCUUAGAAUUGGACCUUUUAAUUACGACCCCCUACGAGGAGUGGAUCUUUGGUUGGCUCAAUCAGAUCAAUUUAUUCUACAACACCUGUCAACAUCACCUGACGUAGAACUACCACAUUUUGUCUCACAGAUCCGAGCAACGCUCAAGUACAUCCAGGACAAUCAAUUUCCGGCAGUAACAGUCUUUAGAGACAAUAGACCUCAUUAUUAUCGACGGGAUGAAGCCACCGGUGUUUGGCAGCCAAUAAGAUAUUAAACGUUAAACGUUGUCAUCCAUGCAUAUCUACUUCUCUUUCUUAUUUCGCGAUAAUACGCUUUUUUUGCAACUUUGUCGAUAAAAAAAAAGAAUUCUUGUUUAAACUAUAUAUAGAAACAAAACAAAGUUAUCAAUACCAUUUCAUUUUAUAAAAUUUCUGUUGCAAACAGAAUGAAAAUGAGUAUUGAAUAAAUAUAUUUCACUGUUAUAA
Messenger RNA from Leptopilina heterotoma, 1609 nucleotides. RefSeq names its product protein N-terminal asparagine amidohydrolase (gene Ntan1). Gene Ontology annotation, biological process: ubiquitin-dependent protein catabolic process. Gene Ontology annotation, cellular component: nucleus. Gene Ontology annotation, molecular function: protein-N-terminal asparagine amidohydrolase activity. The transcript has 8 exons. The record is from RefSeq and is a predicted model, not a curated record. NCBI's taxonomy places the organism in Eukaryota, Metazoa, Arthropoda, Insecta, Hymenoptera, Figitidae. The coding region runs from base 466 to 1398 and encodes 310 amino acids.